This is a messenger RNA of Hemiscyllium ocellatum (epaulette shark), 3588 nucleotides long. RefSeq names its product Scm polycomb group protein like 2 (gene scml2). Gene Ontology annotation, molecular function: protein binding. Lineage: Eukaryota; Metazoa; Chordata; Chondrichthyes; Orectolobiformes; Hemiscylliidae. The record is from RefSeq and is a predicted model, not a curated record. The transcript has 15 exons. Bases 148 to 2346 code for a protein of 732 amino acids. Gene Ontology annotation, biological process: regulation of DNA-templated transcription. Gene Ontology annotation, cellular component: nucleus.
CAGCGGAACAUGGCGGCUGAGUAGAAUCUGCGAUAGCGGGGCUGAGCGGCUCUCAGCGCCUUUUACAUUGCGGGAAAAAACCUUUCAAAAGAAGGAAGUUGGUAUUAUUCCAGCUUUUGCGUGUUGUGGAACAUUGCAGAAAUUGCCAUGGGGAGAGCUUCAGCAACAAAAGAUCCAAAAGAAAAUCGAAAAGAAAAAACUGGGAAGAGCCAUGUACCAAAUAAUCCUCUUAAGAGCAGCGAACAUUUUAACUGGGAUGAGUACUUAAAGGAAAAUGGAGAAGUCCCUGCUCCUUCACAUUGUUUUAAACAGCCAAGAACACCACCCACCAAUGAGUUCAAAAUAGACAUGAAACUUGAGGCUCAGGACCCAAGAAAUGUUACCUCAAUUUGUAUAGCUACUGUGGUUGGCAUAUCUGGAGCAAGGCUACGAUUGCGAUUAGAUGGGAGUGACAACAAAAAUGACUUCUGGCGAUUGGUUGAUUCAUCUGAUAUACAACCUAUUGGAACUUGUGAGAAGAACAGUGGAAUGCUGCAGCCUCCACUUGGUUUCAGAAUGAAUGCUUCAUCCUGGCCAAUGUUUCUGUUGCGAACACUAAAUGGAGCAGAAAUGGCCCCAGCGUGCAUAUUUAAGAAGGAACCUCCAAGUCCUCAGCACAAUCAUUUCAAAGUUGGGAUGAAACUAGAAGCAGUGGAUCGAAAAAACCCUCAUCUGAUUUGUCCAGCAACUAUUAGUGAAGUGAAAGCCGAUGACAUUUUCAUAACGUUUGAUGGCUGGAGAGGCGCAUUUGAUUAUUGGUGCAGAUAUGAUUCUCGUGACAUCUUUCCAGUUGGAUGGUGUGGCAUGACAGGCGAUGGCCUUCAGCCACCUGGAAAUAGAGUGUCAAUUCCAAAGAGUAUUCCUGCUACUCCAUCAACUCCUUCCAGAUUGCCUAAACGUACAAUGCAGUCACCACAGAAAUCUGAUGACGUGACAAAUCAGAAAAAUCGUAAAAGCAUACGAGGCAAACGACCAGGACAAUCUACUUCGAAAAAGAAUGCACCAUCACCAACCAAUUCAGCACUUCAAUCUGAUUCCAUCUCUGAUCCAUCCAAAACAGUGAAAAGAGGGGCAAAACCAGGAGUCAAGAGGAAGUCACGAAGCACACAGAGUCCACAUCCUCCAUCUCCUACCACAACAACCCCUGAACCUGACAUUGACAGUGCGCUUGCAACUCAAGAUGCUGCUAGUAUUCACAAUACAACUCCAUCUGUAAUGUCUACAGUUUGUGUGUACGUUAACAAACAUGGAAACUGCGGACCACAUCUCAAUAAAAAAAACAUUCAACAGCUUCCAGAUCAUUUUGGACCUGGCCCUGUACCAACAGUGCUUCAACAGGCUGUACAAGGUUGUGUUGAUUGUGCCUACCAGGCUAAAACAGUCUUCUCAUUUCUUAAGUCCGGACAUCAUGGUGGAGAGGCAAUAACAGCCACGUUUGAUGGAGAGAAGCACACUGUGAAGCUUCCAUCUGUAAAUAGCGUCUCAUUUGUAUUGAGAUUUCUGGAGAAGCUCUGUUACAGUUUGCAGUGCGAGAACCUCUUUAGCAGCCAGCCUUUCAGCCCAUAUAUAGGUAAUGCACACAGUCCAACAGAAUAUGAGAGAGUGAAAUCAGCCAAAGAAGAAACAUUAGAUCCAGCCACGCUAACCAGGGGAUUAAAACGGUUUCCUCAAGAAUCUCCACCAUACAGUGCACCUCUCUCUCCAAAACUUGCAAGAACAGAGUCUCAUCCUUCAGAAGCAGAAGCAUUGCCUGCAGAAGAGAACGCUACACCGAAGGAGUACAAAUAUUCAGAGAACUUGGAUUCUUCCCUAAGUUCUGUAAAACCACCUAGUCCCCAUCAACGGAAUUCUAGUGAAUAUCGUAACUCAGGAAAUAAAUUUGUUUUCAGAAGUUCUGUCGUAUCAUCAGGCUGUACCUCAAAUUCUGCAUCCACUUUGAGAAGGCAGACUUCAAAUUCAGCAGCAAAUAAUAAUUACUAUGAUGUUAACAGAACCCGCAUGCAAAGGAGAAUAGAAGCUGCAAGUUCUACAACUGGACCGGACCUUCAUUCAACAGAACGUGAAUCGCCAAGAACUAAUAGUAAAGAUCCUUCCACUUGGUCCAUUGAAGAAGUCAUGAAGUUCGUUAAGGAAGCAGAUCCUCAGGCUUUAGCACCACAUGCUGAUCUCUUCAGAAAACAUGAAAUUGAUGGAAAGGCAUUACUCUUACUACGAAGUGACAUGAUAAUGAAAUAUAUGGGAUUGAAGUUGGGCCCAGCUUUGAAGCUUUGUUAUCACAUUGAGAGACUGAAACAUGGAAAAUACUAACAUAUCUUUUUUGCCUUUCAUCAGCCUGAUGGAAACGUUGAUCCUCAAAGCCACUGAAUUCCUCUUCAUGUGAAAUAAUUUCAUGAUUUUUUUUUUAAGAGGAGCAGUUGUAAUAUUAUUUAAGACUUUUAAACCAAGAAAAUGUACAGUUUCAUCCUGCGAUAUAAUACUUGAAAUGGGUCUGUUUUGCAGUGUCCAAGGCAGUUUUGUCAUUUUUGUAUUUCAUAUAACAAGGAUGCAAUAGUGCUGAAUAUUGUGCAUUCAGGGUGUUACUGUACAUGCUUUUGUAACUCGACACAAUUGAGUCUGCAGUUAGACAUAGGAUAGAGAAUUUUCAAUUUUAUCUUCCUGGUGUUAAAUUGCAGGAACGCAGUGUUCCAUUUGCAGGUUUCUGUUAAUCCAUAACAGCUUUUAGUCUCCUGGUACCAAAUAGCUAGAAUCCAAAGGAUAUCUGCGUCAGGAUUUUACUGUACUAAAAUGUUUAUGCAAAGCUUCUAGAUUACUAGAAGGAUUUUUGAGUGAUCAGGUAUUCUUGCCUCAGCAAACCCUGUGACUAUUCUUACCUGGCUCCUCUUAUGCUCCAGUGGAGUAAACAAUCUUGUACGUAUGAUUUUUGUCAUAUGAUCAACCAGGCUAAUACUGUCGCCCUUGAAGGGAUCAGGCAGUGGUUUACACUGUUAUGCAGUAAUUGAAAACUAAACCAGCACAAUGUUUUGGCAGAUUAUCUUAAAAGCCUUUAAUAUUUGUAUGUUUAUACUAUGUUCUUACACUCAGUUUUUUUGUAAUUUGUUGACUGAUGAUAUGCAGUCAGCCAGCCAUGUUUUUUACACUGUGAGACCUGACAUACUGAUAGUAAGCUGUGUUACUAUCUGUGCCUGUGAAAAAAAAUCAGGGACACGAAUGUAAAAUCUCCUAGCCAGUAACAGCUUGAAUGUAUUUCAUAAAUGAGUGUUAAUUGGAAGAAAUGACUAUUUUACAUAAGUUCGUAGUCUAUGAAACUAGAGAUUUUUAUUUUGUUGCUGGUUGCCUUUUUAUACAAGGUGAAUUCCUUUUAGUAAGAAAACAUUUGCAUAGAUAACGACAUACUUGUGGAAGAAUGCUUUAUGCAUUAUGGAUAAUAAACAUUGUAGUUAUAUAAAAUCGUGUAUAAUACUUUUGAGUGUAGUUGUGUUAUAAUUUAAAUACCGUUGUUUCAUCAGUGUUCACGAAUAAUCCAGUCCCACUUUAACUGCACAUUUUUCU